GAUUGCUUGGUCCUUGAUAGAUCGACGGAGCGCCUCGGAUUUAUUCUAACAGAAAGGAGGAGGUUAAUUGCGACCAUAUCAGACAAGGUGCACCGAGGGUGGAAAAGUUAUCGUCAAGAUUCCUCGUGGGAUAUUGACAUUCUGCAAGGGGAAGGCGAGGUUCACCGGAACACUCGGUUGUUGGUGGAUUGCAUAACUUUGAUAAGGAGAGCACAGGCAUCAGCAAUUAACUCCGCAGAGAGCCAGUACACUGAAGAGCUUCACUACCUGAUACUUCAAGAGAUAAGUUCUCUCAAGGAUCUGCUUGUGAAAAAAUCGGCUUUGUGCUCGGACCCAAGCCUCAGGUACAUGUUCUUGCUUAACAAUGCCUAUUUCCUAGCGCAGUUAUCUGAGCCAUCGACGCAGUUAGAGGAUGUAGAGUUGUGCUCUGGACAACACCAGGGACUUAAACUUGUACCUGAAUGUGAGAAGUACAUGGAUAAUUAUCUUGAUGCUUCAUGGGGGCAUGUGCUAUCCUGUUUACCAAAAUCCAGAUCUCCGGGAUUGAUCCAUCGUUGGAUCAACACCUCUUCACUGGCAAAAUUCGAGUCUGCAUUUCGCAAAACGUACCAAGCUCAGAAGUUUUGGAAGGUUCCGGACCCUCAGCUUAGAGAUGUGCUGCGGAGAACUAUCAUCGAGAGAGUCAUUUCAGGUUACCGUGACUACCUGAAGGAGCAUCCCCGGCUAGAGAAACACGCUAGUGACGGAAACAGCAGUCCCGAAGUUUUGGAGGAGAUGCUGGGAGAGCUAUUUGAAGGAUGAAAACUGCUUUUGAUCCAUCAAACAGAGUCACCCGACAAAUAAGA
Triticum aestivum (bread wheat) is the source of this 845-nucleotide messenger RNA. Its product is annotated as exocyst complex component EXO70A1-like. The annotation marks the transcript as partial. Gene Ontology annotation, cellular component: exocyst. Gene Ontology annotation, biological process: exocytosis. The transcript has a single exon. Gene Ontology annotation, molecular function: phosphatidylinositol-4,5-bisphosphate binding. NCBI's taxonomy places the organism in Eukaryota, Viridiplantae, Streptophyta, Magnoliopsida, Poales, Poaceae. The record is from RefSeq and is a predicted model, not a curated record.